AUGAUCGCAUUGUGGUGGAUACGACGCCGGCCGACCGAAUGGAAAGUGUUCGUCAGCAAUCGAGUAAAAGAAAUCCAACGUCUCACCGAAAUAUCACAUUGGGCACACUGCCCUGGGACCGAAAACCCAGCCGACCACUUGACAAGAGGCAUUACUGCGCUAAAACUGAUUAGCAGUCAAAGUUGGUGGCAUGGGCCUAAGUGGCUAGCCGGAGACUGCGGGUGCUGGCCGAACGAUUUCGUCGAACAGGAUCCACGAACGGAUGAGGAACGCCUACAAUGUCAGGCAUUACUGCAAGUGGCGUUGCAACAAUGGUCGCCACUUCUUGAUUUGGAUGCGUUCGCAAAGUAUUCCUGUGUUUUGCGAACGACUGCCUGGAUUCUUCGAUUCAUUACAAAUUGCCGGCAUCAUGAAGAACGGCUCACGGGUCCCUUGUCUGCAGACGAACUACUUCAUGCGGAAACGUACUGGGUACGUACUUCGCAGGCCGCAACGUAUCCAGAUGAGGUUUAUGCACUGAGGGAGAAGCUGGAAUUUCCCACGAACUCUAAGAUCGCAAAUUUGCAGCCGUUUCUGGAUGCAACUGGUGUUCUCCGGCUUAAGGGUCGGCUUCACUAUGCGGAUGAAGUAGAAGAAGUCAAACAUCCCAUCAUCAUUUCGAAGGAGCACCGCCUGGCACACCUUAUAGCGUAUGCUUCACACCACCGCACACUACACGGAGGACUCCAGGACACCAUGAACGACCUUAGGGAGAAAUGGUGGAUUCCCCAUGCUAGACAAUUUGUAAAGACUGUGAUCUUCCGCUGCCCAACGUGCAAACGCUUCCGACUUCAGCCAGCCAAAGCACCUACUGCUCCGUUACCUGCAGAGCGAGUAACCCCCAUUCUUCCGUUUGAAGUGGCAGGAGUAGAUUUUGUCGGCCCAGUUUUUGUAAAAACCGAUGACGGAUCAAAGAGAUCUUAUAUCUCAUUGUUUACUUGUGCCGUUACCAGGGCGGUACAUUUCGAACUAAUCAGCAACCUCGGAGCCAACGCAUUUCUUCUUGCAUUCAGGAGAUUUGUGUCCCGUCGUGGAAUAUCCUCGGUGAUGUACUCAGAUAACGCCUUGACAUUUAAGAGGGCCGCGAAAGAUAUCCAGAAGUUAGGGAGUCUAAUACGGCAAGACGACGUGCAGAAUUAUAUGGCCACAACUAUGAUCAGCUGGAGGUUCAUGCCGGAAAGAGCACCCUGGUGGGGCGGGUUUUGGGAGAGACUCGUUCGGACCCUUAAACAUGCUCUACGAAGAGUCAUCGGAAAGCAGUCGUUGACGAUCGAAGAAAUGGAAACGGUGCUAGCCGAAGCAGCAGUAAACUCACGGCCCAUUACGUACUUGCAUUCCUCACCCAACGAGCCUACUGCUCUGACGCCAGCGCACCUCCUAGUUGGAAAACGCUUGAUUGCCUUGCCAUCUUCGAAACGACAAGACCCAACCAGAUCAACUACAGAAGCGCUUUCGCGAAGGUGGGUGCACCAGCAAAAGAUAGCUGACCACUUUUGGAAACGUCGGCACAAGGACUAUCUCUGGGAGUUGCGAUCGGCCCAUGUAUCACGUACCACGCCUUCUCAUUCCAUGAAGGAAGGCGAUCUUGUACUCGUUCAUGAAGAACGAACACCGAGGCAAGUUUGGAAAACAGCACGGAUUGUGAAGUUUCAUCGAGGAAGAGAUGGAGAGAACAGGUCAUGUUCCGUCAAGCUGCCAUCAGGCAACAUCACAAGACGACCUGUACGGCAGCUGUACCCAUUCGAGGAUCAUCUCCAAUGUGCUAGUGACGCCCAUUCCGAGGGGGAGGAUGUUGCGGAAUGA
Messenger RNA from Ornithodoros turicata, 1842 nucleotides. RefSeq lists its product as uncharacterized. The record is from RefSeq and is a predicted model, not a curated record. NCBI's taxonomy places the organism in Eukaryota, Metazoa, Arthropoda, Arachnida, Ixodida, Argasidae. Gene Ontology annotation, molecular function: nucleic acid binding. Gene Ontology annotation, biological process: DNA integration. The transcript has a single exon. The coding region runs from base 1 to 1842 and encodes 613 amino acids.